AAAUUUUGUAAAGUUAGGCGCCAAUAAUACUAAGUCAGUUCUUCUGAGUAAUUCUUUCGCUCAAUUUCUAGGGUUUAGCUCUCAUCGUCUCUCCAAACCUUCAUCGUCCGCACACCCUCACCUGCUGCCAUGGCGAGUACCAAAGUUCAAAGGGUCAUGACCCAACCCAUUAACUUGAUCUUCAGAUUUCUUCAAAGCAAAGCGCGGAUUCAGAUUUGGCUUUUUGAGCAAAAGGAUUUGAGGAUUGAAGGAAGAAUCAUUGGUUUUGAUGAAUACAUGAAUUUGGUUUUGGAUGAUGCUGAAGAAGUAAACGUCAAGAAGAAGAGCAAAAAGACACUAGGGAGGAUCCUUCUUAAAGGAGAUAACAUAACUUUGAUGAUGAACACGGGUAAAUGAGGAUGAGCACAUGGUUCCAUUCAACUAGAAGGCCGAUUUAUCAUUACCUUUUCAGUUUGUUACUAUUUCUCUUGUCAACAUGUUGAAUAUGGUGUUUGAGAAAUAUUAUGUUGGCAAUACGAAAUUUUUAUGCACCGGACAAAUGCUUUGGUUUGUUGGUCAUCUUAGUUAUGAUUUCUUGUUGCAUGUAUUAAUGCCUAGACUCCAAAACCAACUGCAACAGCCAUAUUAUAACCUUAAGUUAUGUAGAGGUUUUUUUUAUCAAUUAUUAUCAUUCACAUGUA
Molecule: messenger RNA, 680 nt
Organism: Medicago truncatula (barrel medic)
Lineage: Eukaryota; Viridiplantae; Streptophyta; Magnoliopsida; Fabales; Fabaceae
Product: small nuclear ribonucleoprotein E
Exons: 5
Coding region: 130-396 (88 amino acids)
Biological process (GO): mRNA splicing, via spliceosome
Cellular component (GO): spliceosomal complex
Molecular function (GO): RNA binding
Source: RefSeq, a predicted model, not a curated record